This is a messenger RNA of Diabrotica virgifera virgifera (western corn rootworm), 9348 nucleotides long. Its product is annotated as abscission/NoCut checkpoint regulator. Gene Ontology annotation, cellular component: cleavage furrow; midbody; centrosome. The coding region runs from base 99 to 1037 and encodes 312 amino acids. The transcript is spliced from 5 exons. Gene Ontology annotation, molecular function: phosphatidylinositol-3-phosphate binding; metal ion binding. The record is from RefSeq and is a predicted model, not a curated record. NCBI's taxonomy places the organism in Eukaryota, Metazoa, Arthropoda, Insecta, Coleoptera, Chrysomelidae. Gene Ontology annotation, biological process: abscission; mitotic cytokinesis checkpoint signaling.
UUUGACUUUGACACAUAUGACAUUUACAGGUUAACAAUAAAUGUUUUUAUUAUAGUCUACCACAAAAUAUAGGUCUUUAAAAUUACUAAUAAACAAAAAUGUCGUGCAAUCAGUGUAAUACGAAAUUCAACUUUUUCCACAAAGAAAUGGGUUGUGGCUGCUGUGGUUUGGCCUUUUGUAGUAAAUGUAUCAAGCAAAAAUCCAAAGUUCCUUCGAAAGGCGACGAAGAAUUAAAUGUUUGUAAGAAGUGUUAUCUGAGAAUAAACUCAGGAGCAACUCAAACUGUGAACAGGCCGCCACCUGAUGUAUUUAUUAAGAGACUAGAAACUUUGGAAAACCCAGCUGCACCUCCUAUAACUGUAUAUAAAAAAGCAGAUCCAAAAAUGGAAUCAUUACGUAGUGGCCUCUCCGCUGCUGAUCAGAAGCUGUUGGAAAGAUUGGAGAAACUGAAGGAUGAUGGAAAAGGACCGCCGCCAACCGAAUCUGAGAUUAGGGAGAGAUUAAGGAAUCUUAAAGGAGAAAAUGAGUAUGUAGAGGGACCUAGUAAAGCAGUUUACACAGUGGACACACGAACAGACCAAGAAAAAACUGAUUCUCUGCUGGAGCAAUUUAUGAAUGAGCGAGAUAUCGAACUGUCUCACCAAAACCUUGAUGGCAUAGAAGCCAGAGUGGCAGCCUUAAGGGAACAAGGGGUAAGGCCAAACGAGGGACCAUAUAUGCAGAAUUUACAUGAUUCCAGUGGAUCUGAAGAAGAAGUUGAUAAAGUUACAAAAAAGAUAAUGGACGAAGUAGCCUUAGACGAACGCCUACCCUCAAGUAUACUUUCCAAAACCAAAUCUUCUUCAAGAGAAUCCAAAGAGGAAGAAGAAGUAGAGGACGGCUCGCCCGAGUUGCCGUGGUGCGUUCUGUGCAACAAUGACGCCAAGUACAGGUGCAUGGACUGUAGUGGCGAUUUGUACUGUAGUUCCUGCAAUACCGAAGUCCACAAAAAUUGGGGCGACACCGAUCACCACGUUGUUCCAUACAAACCGCGCUAAGUUGUAGAAAUGUUUUAUUUAUAGGUUUAUUAAUAGCACGGGAUCAGAAUCUAGGUCGAUCUUCAUCCAUUUAUUUAUGUGAUGAAACAUUUUGAAGUGAAUACUUCUUAUCGCUCGGUAUGGAAUUUUGACGGGACUAAAAUCGUAUUUGGCGUCAUUCAAAAAUCGUGAAGCAAGUGGUAGCCUUGCGGUAUAGCAUGAUAUAAAUUAUACACUUAUACAGUAUUGCCCAAAAUAAACAGUACUGAAACUGAAACACAGAUGUCUCUUUGUGCGCGCUGUCAUAUUCAAAUUAACUAGUAUAGACCUGUCAAGUAAUCCUUAAACAAUUAAUUAUUAAGGCCUAAUUGUUAAACAUGGUGUUAAGUACAGAGGCGAAAGUGUUUCUUGUGGAGCAUUAUUUUCUCUCAUACGGAACGUAAUAGUGCAAGUCUGCAAUAAGUGUGUGAUCAAUUCACACAACGGUUUAAUAAGCAUUCUCCAAGUAAUGCUGUAACUUUCAACAACCUUCAAAAUUACAGCAUUACUUGGAAAACGUUUAUUAAACCGUCGGUCGUGUGAAUUGAUCACACACGUAUUGUAGACUUGCACUAUUACGUCGGCCGCUCCCGUAUGAGCGAAAAUAAUGCUCCACAAGAAACACUUUAUCCUCUGUACUUAACACCAUUUUUAACAAUUAGGCCUUAAUAAUUAAUUGUUUAAGGAUUACUUGACAGGUCUAUACUAGUUAAUUUGAAUAUGACAGCGCGCACAAAGAGACAUCUGUGUUUCAGUUUCAGUACUGUUUAUUUUGGGCAAUACUGUAUUAACUUUUUUAGUAAUUUAAGUACAGAUCCCGAAUUUUAAAUUAUUGACUGACUUUGGGUUGGUUUCAAACCUACAGUGGUGAUUUGCUUAAUUUUCUCAAAAAAAAAUGUGUUACAUGUUUUUUCGGUAAAACUAAGUAUGGAUCCCGAAUUUGAUAUUAUUGACUGGGUUCGGGGUGGUUUCAACCCUAUAGGGUUGAUUUGUUCAGUUUUUCGAAAAAAGGAGCAGCACAUGUUUUUAUACUAAACCUAAAUAUAGAUUCCGAAUUAUUGACUGGCUUCGGGUAGUUUCAACCCUAUAGGUGUUGAUUAAACAAAAUUAAAUAAAAUCAAAUAAAAUUAGUAAAAUUAAAUAAAAAUAAUAAAAAAUUAAAUUUAAAAAAAUCAACAAAAUUAAAUAAAAAAAAAUAAAGUUAAUGAAAAAUAAAUACAAUUAUUAGUAAAAUUAAAUAAAAUUAUAUAAAGUAAAAUAAAAAUAAAUAAAAUUAUUUAAAAUUACAUAAGAAUAAUAAAAUUAAAUAAAAUUGUAUAAAAUAAAAUAUGUAAAAUAAAUCGAAUCUAUAAGAAUUAUUCACCUCUGUCGGCACACCGCAAGGGCCGCGCUCUUUUUUUUAUUAAAUUUCAUACAUAGACAAAGACGAUUUGCAUGGGUUGCUAUCGAAAAUAUGGUCAUAGCUUUGCUUAAGGGGGGCGUAGGGUUUGAAAUCAACAUUUCAAGCACAUUUUUGCGAAUUUUUUUAAAGUAUAGUAGAAUUAUUUUAUUUUUAAACUAAAUAAACAUAUUCAGUAUAAUUCAUAGAAUAUUCGAAAAAAAAUUCAUGGAAAAAUAUUGAAAAAUAAGCCAAUGGUGGCAAAUUUUUAAAGACACCUCAAAAAACUUGAGUUGAGUUUUUUUAGUAGUCUUAGAAUUGUACUGAAUAUGCAUAUUUAAUUUAAAAAUAAAAUAGUUCUACAAUACGUUCAAAAAAAAUUCACAAAAAUAUGCUUGAAAUGUUGAUUUCAAACUCUACGCCCCCAAGGAUAACUAUGAAAAUAUUUUGAUAGGCAACCCAUGCAAGUCGUAUUUGUCUAUGUAUGAAAUUUAAUAAAAAAAAAUGUUUCAUCCUGCAAACAGAUGGGUGAAGGUCGGCCUAAAUUCGGGCCUUAGACUAUAAAUAGUUCCAAGAAAUUAAUGCACUAUGGAGAAAUUUAUCAGGGUAAACAAAAGUACAUUGAAUAUUGAUUUAAUAAAAGAGAUUUCUAAAAGAGGUACAUAGUUUUCUCAUGGUCUAAGUUUCUUCUUAAAUAAGAAUCUUCAGAGCUCUUUCCAUAAUAGAAUUUGGAUAUCUUAUCUAAUUUGGUUUGCUAUUAAAUAAUGCAUUGUUACAAUAUUACUAAAUAUAGAUUUCAUCAUGCAAGCUAGUGGUAGAGGGAGAGGGGAAACCCAUAGAACAGCUAAACCAGUUCAAAUAUCUAGGUGUAGAGUUAUCAGUUAUCAUGACCCAGCCAGAGACCUAAGAGGACAAAUUAACAAGGCCGCUGUCUUGUCCGGAUGUUUGAGAGAUGUGGUCUGGAAUAACCCAUAUAUGAGAAUGGACAGCAAAGUUAGAAUUUAUAAAACUUGCAUCGGACCUGUUAUGACCUAUGGCAUUGAAUCAAAUGAAGACACCAAUAAAACCAAAAGCAUGCUACGAACAGCCGAAAUGAAGACACUAAGAGCAAUAGCAGGGAAGACAAAAAGAGAUAGAAUACGAAACAACAUCAUCAGGGAACAAUGUGACGUGCAAGAUGUAGUCAGAUGGGGCAGGCAAAGACGAAGAGCAUGGAUCAGUCAUGUAAAAAGAAUGGAAGCACAGACUACCAAGAAUUGCGCUAGAAGGAAAACCAGCAGGCAAGCGUCCACCGGGGAGACCACCAAAAAGAUGGAGAGAUAGCUGGCAGUCUACCUCUCAAGAAAUACUUCAACGUCGGAAAGAUCGAUCUAUCAUUCUCAUGUUACUUUUCUUCAGGUCUUCGUACACACUGUCUUUCCAUCUUUUUCUUGGCCUACCCUUCCUUCUCUUUUGUAUUUGCUUUCGUGAGAGUACUAUUUUUGGCAUUCUUUUACUUCUCAUUAGGGAGUUUUUGUUGCUACGUAACGUAACGCAUCUCCGUAUACGUAAAGCGAUAACGUGUCGUAGAGGAAGAACGUUAAAAUAGGUAGUUUUUGUAACUGCCUUAACGUAACGUAAAGCAAAUCGUAAAGUCAUUUUUAAAUUCCGUUGACAUUAAAAAAAUAAAACAAUGUUCACACAAUAUACAGUUAAUAUACAAAUGCAAAAAAAGAUAAAUGAAUGAUGAAAUUGUAUGGUUUUAAUUGCUUCUAUUUAAAUAUAAAAAUAUUAUUUUUCCUUAGGUUAAAAUUUUUUUAUUUUUUGUUUAUACCUACUUUUUAGUUGUAAAUUAUUGUACUACAUCAGAAUUCCAGUAUAAUGUAAAUAGUUUGUUCAUAUUUAUUUGAAAAUUUUACUGAAAUUGGGUCAUUUGUUUAUCAAGUUAUUAAUUGUGGUGAUCACUGUAUUUCUUACAUUAAUACAAGAUUUGUUUGUUUUGCUUUAUGCAUUAUGAAUUAUCUAUUAUUAUUGAUUAUCUAUUAUGAAGUUCCAAUUUCCAAUUACAAAUACAGAAUAAUUUUACUCAAAUAGAUUAAACCAAUAACCAAUAUAACCUUAAAUGUUUAUAAACGGGUAGUACGCUGAUGAAAUGUUCAUUUGGUAGGUAAUCGGGCAAGAUCCUCGUGUGCAUUCGGUGACUUUCGGCUCGAUAGGGAUGCGUAUGAACCUAACGUACCAGCCCGUAACCUUAGGUAAUACGUAUCGCGAUACGGGAGUUCAACCAUUAAUGCGCAAGCAUAUAUGUCAAAAAGAUGCGUUACGUUUACGUAUUUGUGUGCACAAAAACUCCCUAUUCUCUCGAUGUGCCCCAAAUAUCGUAUUCUCUAUGCUUUGAUCGUUGGCUCUUUAUACAGGGUGUCCCGAAAAGAUUGGUCAUAGUGUGACCAACUAGCCCGAAAAAUCCGGGACAUGGCCCGAAUUACGAAGUCGUGUCCCGACGUCCCGGACAAGGCUUCCGGGCCAUCCGAAUUUUCAACGUUUUGGUAAAAUUCUGUUUUGAAAUUUUGAAUACAUUAUUCUUGUAGGAAUUCAAACGACAUCAAAUUGAAUUGGUUGGACGAAAAAAAGUCAACAAUUUCUAGAGUGUAAUACUAAUACCACAUUUUAUAUCGUGGUACUAUAGUUCUACGAAAACUCAAACUCUGGACUUUUUCCCGUUUCUGUAUUUUAAUUAUCGUUUUCUGAAAAGGAGAUUCAAAAAGAUGAAUAUCAAAUAAUGAUAAUUAUAUUUUUUAUAUUAACCUAAGGUUCUAUUUACAUGGAAAUUCAACAUCAGUUGGUUUUCUAAAUUUGUCCUUUUUGAGAACAAUUUCCGUGUUGCAGUCGAAACGUCAAAAAUUAACAAAAAUGUAAUUAUCAUUACAACCCAUCCUGUCAUCCUGUUAAAAAAAAUUUAAUGUUGUUUAAAAAUAAUAAUUAUAAAAAUGUUAAAUAAUAUAAUCAAUAAAAUGAUGAUAUCAAUCAGUACUAUCAAUGGAAAGUCCCGGAUUUUAGGUAUUUUUUUUUUCAGCAUUGUCCCGAAUUCGACUGAAUUGGAGUUGGUCACACUAGUCAUAAAUUAUACCAGACAUUCUGGAGUCAAAAAUAAUUCGACUGAACCUAACUUACCUUAGUACAAAUGUGCUCAUAAAAAGUUACAGCCCUUUGAAGUUACAAAAUGAAAGAUUUUUUUUCAAUAUAUCGAAAACUAUCAGAUUUUUUAUUGAAAAUGGACAUGUAUCAUUCUCAUGAGAGGAGCGUCUUAAAACAAAAUUAUAGUGAGAUUUGUCCACCCCACAAAAAUUUUAUGGGGGUUUUGUUCCCUUAAACCCCCCAAACUUUUGUGUACGUUCCAAUUAAUUCAUUAUUGUGGUACCAUUAGUUAAACACAACGUUUUUAAAACUGUUUUGCUUCUUAGUAUUUUUUCUAUAAGCGAGUUUUUAUCGAGAUGCGGCUUCUUUUUUAAUAUAUUUACAUACAAAUUUUAUGGGGGUUUUGUUCAUUUAAACCCCACUAAUGUUUGUGUACGUUCCAAUUAAACUGUUAUUGUGGUACCAUUAGUUAAACACAGUGUUUUUAAAACUUUUUUGCCUUUUAGUCUUUUUUUUUUGAUGUCACUUUUUAUCGAGAUAUGGCUUCUUUUUAAAAAUAUCCCCAAAAAUGUACAUUAUAAAUAAAUUUUCAGAUUAUAACAGGUCUCUAUAAUCGUACUUAACCAUAUGUGGUGGAUUCGACAAAGAUUCAAAAUAUCUCGAUAAACACUGGCUUAUCGAAAAAGUACUAAGAGGCAAAAAAGUUUUAAAAACACUGUGUUUAACUAAUGGUGCCACAAUAAUAAUUUAAUUGGAACGUACACAAAAGUUUGGGGGGGUUUAAGGGAACAAAACCCCCAUAAAAUUUUUAUGGGGUGCACAAAUUUCACUUUAAUUUUUUUUAAGAUAUUGCUGUCAUGAGAAUGCCACAUGUGCAUUUUCAAUAAAAAAUCUCUAAGAGUUUUCGAUAUAUGAAAAAAAAAUCGAUUUUCAUUUUCUAACUUCAAAGGACUGCAACUUUUUUUGUGUGCACUAUUGUAUAUAGGUAAGUGAGGUUCAAUCAACCUAUUUUUGACUCCAGAAUCUGUGGUAUAAUGUAUGACCAAUCUUUUCGGGACACCCUGUAUAUUUCUUCCAAUUCUUUAUUGAUUCUUCUUCACUGACCUUCUAUUUUCACACCUCCAUAUAUUGCUCUUUGCAUGUUUCUCUCCCACCUUUCUAAAAGAUCUGUUUCUGACUUUUUCAGCACCCAUGUUUCGCAUGCGUAUGUUACUGUAGGUCUGAUAACAGUGUAAUAAAUUCUGAUUUUGGUUUUUCUUGAUACGUAUUUGGAUUUGAUUAAUGUGUGUAAUGCUUCAUACUUUUUAUUUCCUUUAGCUAUUCUUGCCUUUAUCUCCCCUUCCUCAUAACCAUUUCAUCUAUUUUGGCUCCCAGGUAAUUAACUUCUUUGGCUCUUUUGAACGAGUAUGUUUUUUGUCCUUCUAUUUGUAUUACGAUGUUAUUUUCUUUUUGGAUCUCUCCCAUUAUCAUAAUACUUUGUCUUUUCUUCAUUUAUUUUAGGUCCCAAUUUUUUGGCUUCUGUUAUUAUGUUUUUCAACUUUUGUAGUUCUUUCUUGCUUGUUGCUAAUAGUGUCAGAUCGUCUGCAAAUGCUAGUGGCCGUUUUUAAAUAUCGUUUCUUGUACGUUUAUUCUGCUUUUCCUGAUUAUUCUUUCCAAUACGGCUUUUCAUUGGCAGUCAUUUGUUUCGAGCUUCUGUCAUAUGUCGUAUAAUCCGUGUAUAUUAAUAUUAUACACAGAUUAUACAACAUAUGACAGAAGCUCGAAACAAAUGACAAUCGAUGAAAAGCCCUAUGCCUGCGAUAUCGUAAGUAAUAAAAGCAUCAAGAUUGAGAUUGUUGAGACAUUUAGAAAGAAUGAAAGAAUACUAAAAACAUUGGUCAAUAAACUGACGACAAAAGAAGAGUAGGUCGACCAAGAAAGACAUGGUAAGAUGAAGCAGAAAAGUACCUUAAAGAGAAAGGUGUUGAAAUUUGAGGGGGAAAAUUAACUUAUCUCCUUUUUGAAUAGUAGAAUUAGUUCGCUAAUUCUCCAUCAUUCGUAUUUUGUUCUUUUAUAAUUUGUUAAUUGUUCUGUCAUUGCUGCUCCAGUCUGGAAGAUAUUAUGUAGUAAUGAAAUUGUAUGAUUUCCUGUCAUCGCUUACUUAUGACUUUUGGAUACGUAGUGUAUAAUGGAAAUAUUGCAAUAAAUUACUUUUAAUGGGAAAUAAGCCACAAUUUUACAUAAAAAAAAUUAUUUUAUUAACGUUUCGAAGCCCAAAUCGGGUUUCGUUGUCAAAAUACAAAACACUACUAAAAUAAACAAAAAUGUUGUUACUAAGUAAAAAAAUUCUUCUAAUAAUUUAUUUAAUCUGACUCAUUUAUAUUGGCAAUUCAUACGUAUAUUAUACAUUUUAAAGUAGAAGACUUUAAAAUUAUAUCGCCAAUAUUUAUGAGUUGCGUUCCAAGGACGACUUUACUAAAAGAUAGUUCAUUCGAUUACAUGAAAUCAAUCCCAACUCAAGAAUAUCCGUCACAAAAAAAUAUAGCAUUUGAUCUGUCUUUAAAAAGACAACCAAAUGCAACGAUGACAGUAAAAUUCUCGCGUUAGAGAUUCCAUAGUAAAUCACGAGGGAAAACCAGGAAAAAACCUCGUGAUACUAUCCCGACAUCGUAAGUAUUUGGUCUUACAUUUAAUUUACUUUCAAAAAACUAAUACCAAAUUCUGACUUUAAUAUGUUUAAAUUAUAAAUAAUAUUAAUAAUACAUAGAUAUACAAUAAGUAAUACUAAAAUAUAAAAUUUGUACUAACUCGAUAUGUUAUUGGCUUACUAAUCUUAUAUAAUAUUAGUUUUUUGAAAGUAAAUUAAAUGUAAGACCAAAUACUUACGAUGUCGGGAUAGUAUCACGAGGUUUUUUUCCUGGUUUUCCCUCGUGAUUUACUAUGGAAUCUCUAACGCGAGAAUUUUACUGUCAUCGUUGCAUUUGGUUGUCUUUUUUAAGACAGAUCAAAUGUUACGAUUUUUUUUGUGACGGAUAUUCUUGAGUUGGAAUUGAUUUCAUGUAAUCGAAUGAACUGUCUUUUAGUAAAGUCGUCCCAGGAACGCAACUCAUAAAUAUUGGCGAUAUUAUUUUAAAGUCUUCUACUUUAAAAUGUAAUAUAUACGUAUGAAUUGCCAAUAUAAAUGAGUCAUAUCAAAUAAAUUAUUACAAGAAUUUUUUUACUUAGCAACAACAUUUUUGUUUAUUUUAGUAGUGUUUUGUAUUUUGACAACGAAACCCGAUUUGGGCUUCGAAACGUUAAUAAAAUCAUUUUUUUUUGGUAAAAUUGUGGCUUAUUUCCCAUUAAAAGUAAUUUAUUAUAAAAAUGCCACAAGAAAAUAGCUUCAGAACAACAUUAGGAAAUAUUGCAUUUCAGUUUUAACAGUAUUGCAACAAAACUUUCUAUUAGUGUUACUUUGUUCUUUAUUUUCUUUUCUAUAACUUCUUGUAUUUCCGUUUUUCUGUCGUCUUAAUUCCUUUUAUUAGAACUCAAUUAAUCAAUAAAUUAAAGUAAGGGUCAAAACAUGAAAAACUAAACUACCGACAUCGAAGUAAUUCCGUCAGCCAUCUGAACCACCAAUCCGACUCUUUUAACUUCUAGUGAACUAAAAAAAUGUGCACUGGGCAGUAAUCUAAUCUCCAAUACUUUUGGAGUGUAAUAAUUUUUUGGAGUACACUAGUUGAGGUUAUGAGGUUUAUAUAGUUUAAAUAAUAAUGUAUAUACUUGUACAGAUGUAUUUUUAGUUUAAUUGACAUUAAAUAAUAAACGAUUUUGUUAUUCUAA